This is a messenger RNA of Prunus persica (peach), 1149 nucleotides long. Its product is annotated as probable disease resistance protein At5g45440. The record is from RefSeq and is a predicted model, not a curated record. Gene Ontology annotation, biological process: defense response to other organism. The transcript has a single exon. Bases 1 to 1149 code for a protein of 382 amino acids. Lineage: Eukaryota; Viridiplantae; Streptophyta; Magnoliopsida; Rosales; Rosaceae. Gene Ontology annotation, molecular function: ADP binding.
AUGGCUCAAGAAAUUGAACAUUAUCUAAUGGAAAAAUUCAAGAAAGUUCUUGAUGGGAAAGACAAAAGUAUCUCCAAAAUUCCCAGGUACAACCAAUUUCAAGAAAUAAAGUCUUUGCUUGUAGACAUUUUCAGCUCAUUCUCCCCUGUAGAUUCAUCCAUCAGGGACAAGCUUUACUACCUCAACAAUGUUGUCACUGAGUGCCAGAUGCUAACAAGAAAACACGGUUUCAAUUCUCCUGAGGAGCUACUCACCAUUAACAGAAUCAGAAGGGAGUUAAAUAAGAUCAAGAGGGAACUCAAGGCUACGAAAGAUAAACUACAACCUAACAAUGGUGUUUCAAGCUCACAGGACACGGAGACAAGCUCACGGGACACAGGGAUUUCGAGGUGGACUACUCAUGUAGUAGAUGAUUCCAAGGUUUAUGGAUUUGAUGAUAAUGUGGUGUCAAUGGAAAAGUUGCUUCUUGAAAAAGAAAGUCAUGAUCGGUUCAAGGCAGUAGGCAUUGUUGGUAGGGAAGGGAUAGGCAAAACAACACUUUGCCAAUUGAUAUUCAACAAACCAGAGGUGAAAAACAACUUCCUUCCAAGGAUCUGGGUGUGUAUGGCCAGACACCCGGAUGACAAUGAGGAUCCAAAACUAGCAAUUGUGAAAAGAAUGUUGAUGCAGCUUGGAGUUGAAAAGAAAAUGGUCAGUUUCAUUUUUAAUGAGAAGCGUGGCCUCGAAGGACUGCUAUGUGCUCUUCACCUGCAAUUGGUGGGGAAGAGGUAUCUGAUUGUGCUUGAUGAUGCUAGGGAGACCGACACAUGGUACGGAAAGUUGGAUUCUUGUCUGACUAGUGAUAAGAAAUGGGACGAUGGGUUUGCAUUCGGAUUGCCAAAAGGGAAUGGGGGUAGAGUCAUAGUCACAAGUAGGAAUGAAGAACUAGCAAAGAUGAUGGUUGGAGAAGAAAAUAUACAUCGCCUUUUGCCGCUUUCAGACCCUGAAAGCUGCUGGAAAAUAUUCGAAGACGCAGUUGAGAAUGAUCCGAUUCUAUUCUAUCCUUCAGACUUGGAAGAUCUGAAGUUGGAAAUCAAUCAAAAAUGUGGGGGCCUUCCAUUAGCAGCAAAAAUGAUGGGACAGGCAAUGCAUGAACAAGUUCCGAAGUAA